Messenger RNA from Aplysia californica (California sea hare), 3769 nucleotides. RefSeq lists its product as uncharacterized. NCBI's taxonomy places the organism in Eukaryota, Metazoa, Mollusca, Gastropoda, Aplysiida, Aplysiidae. The record is from RefSeq and is a predicted model, not a curated record.
UUAGAAAUGGCGGACCGUCGAGACCGACAGGCCAAAGAGACUGUGUUUUGGACAACCGCUAAAGGCAUGGCCAGCCCGACCUUUGUGGUGCCAGGGGUCAGUGAUGUGGGUAACCUCCGACCCCGGGUCAAGGGCGGCCGCACAAAAGAGGUCAAGGCUGCGGUACCUGUGGAACAACUAGUGGUGGAGACGUUGGAUCCCCUGGGCUCGACCAUCACCACGGCAACCAUGCUCACCACUGAUGUGUCACAGAGCAAUGCCACGACGGAGGUUGCUUCGUCGGUCCCGGGCCAGCGCGUGUCUCUCCGUGACCUGUGUGUCGAGGACAAAAAACGUGUCGCUAACUUGAUCAAGGAGCUGGCCAAGGUGGGGGAGGAGAAGGAGAAGGCGCAGGAGGUUCUGGAGCAGGAGAGGCUUCAGUACCAGGAGCAGAUCCUACGUCUGGUGGAGCAGCAGGAGCAGAUACUGCAGGAGAGAGAAGAGGUGAACAAACGUCUGAUGGAGUACCAGGACUACAUUCUGCGGCUGAAGAAAGAACGACAACUCCGCGCUCCGCAGCAGCCGCAGAAGCUACAGCCGCAGGAAACUGCGAUAAACGACAAGAUCGGCGGUGGAGUGAUGAAUCAUGGGAAGGCCGCACAUGUCCAUCGGCCUCCGCCCUCACCCCGACCCCCACCCCCACCGCCACUGCCCCCAGCCAUGUCUAAUGGUAGUGGUAGGAGGAAUGAUGAGGAGGGGGGUGGAGGAUUUAGUGGGGAGGAGGAGGAGGAAGAAGCCCCUCCCAGCUCUAAGCCCCGCCCCCCGCGACCCUUCACCACCCUCAUCGACCAGGAGCUGGCCAAUCAGAAGCGAAUUCUGGCCCUGACGGUCGACUCUGCUGCAGCUCUUGAGGGGGAGGAGGAGGAGGAGAGGGUGGAGGUAGAGAGGGAGAAGCGGAGAAAAGCUGGAGGUAAAACCGGAACGUUGAGGGAUCGUGUGAACACGGGUCAAAGGUCGUUGGAUAAACAAGGGUCGUCGGAGGGGAGGGGAGGAGGAGGGGGAGAUGGUGGUGGCCGCUACUUCGAGAACAAACCACAGCAAGUGCACGUCGUCGCGGGCAACCGAGCGUUUUUAUCUCCCGAGAAAAACGAGCUGAUCACCAGGUAUAUGGAGAGUCAGACGGAAGCCUAUCGGGCGUAUGAUGCCGCGGCAGCCGCCGUAGCCUUUACGGGUGGCCAGGAAAACAACCACAACAACCACAACAACGACGUACAUCCGGACAGAGAGAACCAGAACCCCAUGGAAGACGGGAAGAAGGGAGAGAGGAGGAGGAAGAAAAGAAAGAAGCAGAGGCCUCCGUCGAGUUUCGGUCCCCUCCACCCGCCCAUCAUGUCCAGCACGCAGAAGAGCUCGGAGUUUGUGGACCUCGUUUCUGUCGACUCGUUGGUCGUAUCGGAAGUCCCGCCCCCUGCCUGCGAUAACCACGGAGAUAAACGUCCCGGGAAUUUACGAAAAGACGGAGGGAGUGACGGGAAUAGAGAGAAGAGAGAAAAACGUGGUGGGGUUGUUGAGAGAAAGGGUGGUAGAAAUGAUGGACGUAAUGAAGAUUAUGAAAGUUCGUAUAGUGAUCUUGAUGAUGAUGACGAUGAUGAUGAUGAUGAAAGUGUGAACAACAAAGCGUUUGGCGAUGGUGUUGCUGCUGCGGUUGUUGCGGUGGAUGGCGGCAGGGGGGACUACAACGAGAACAGCGGGAGAAAAAGGGGAGGCAAGCGAGGUCGCACGGCCAAGGUCGAGUUCUCGGACAAGCCGGGUCAGAGGUCGGAGGAGGAGAUGGCGGCGCAGGUCGACCCGGGGCUGUUGUCUGCCUAUAGGCAGAUGUCGGCGCCGGAACGGAAGCGGGAGCUGAUGAAGCAGCGGUCUAUGCUGCUGGAGGAACAGAACCGGCUGAGGGAGAUCCUGGCCCAACAGGAGUAUCAGCUCAAGCGCAUGCAGAAGGAGCUGUCGGACAAGGAGAUGGCCUUGACCCAUAAAGAGAAACAGCUGGCGGCGGAGAGAGAGAGCGUGGCACAGCGCCGGCUACAGCAGCAGGGAGACGCAGGGGUCAGGGGUCGGGACGGGACAGCAAUGGCUGCCGGGGUCAAAGAGAGUCAGUGUACGCCGAGAACUGAACCAGCCAAUCAGAACGCUGGCUCUGAUACGCCGCCGACCAAUCAGAAUGGUCGCUUUGAUGUACCGACCAAUCAGAAUGCUCGCUCCGAUGUACCAGCCAAUCAGAAUGCUGGCUUUGUUGUGACGACGACGGAUGGGAUGAGACGGAGAGAAGUGGAGGAUGGCCGCGCGGAGGGAGAGUGGAAGGUGGACGUGGGGACCAGCAUAUCCUACGCUCAUUUGCCCAGGGAGGAAUUUGUCGGCGAGACGAACACAGCGACGCAGACAAGGAGACAAACUGGGGCUCCGAUAAAGACGUCCAGCAAGUCUAGGAAGAAACAGCCACCGUUGUCACCUGGGGACAAAACCUUGAGUGUGCUGGAGAUCAUCAACUCCAUGUCCCCUAGAGACGGUGCUCCGCCCUCGGCCGCCGCAGGAAGGUCAAAGGUCAACAACAAGGACAGCGGCCAUUGGCUGCGGCAGGAGGCGAGGUCGCGGGGUCACGGUGGGGUCAGCGAUACGAGGUCGUCCCGAGAGUCGUGGACGAGGAGUGCCAGGGGUAGAUCGUCGACUGGCGGGACAUCGCAACAUGCACCCACGGGGACCACAACAGCUCAACGACACGGCGAUUUCUAUCCAGAUUUCUAUCCUGAUUUGUCUCCGUCUUCACGCUUGGCACAGCAGCAGCACUGGGGUGAAGGUCGCAGUGACCCCCUUCGGCCAGGAAAGAGGUCGUGGGGGUCGGCAAAGGUGGAUGCGACGAGGACGAACUUUGGUACAGACAAACCCGCUCCCCGACGGACGCAGAACCUUCCAGAAGGUUUUUCCAAUCGCACAAAUAACAGAAUGACUGUCGGCGGUGACGAGGGGGAGGAGGAGGAUCAGGAUUUGAACCUUGAACUCUUUGAGCUGAAAAGGAGGCCGCCGAACCCCUCGCGGCUCAGUGCGGCUGUGCCGGAGGUCGUUGUAGCAGCGUUGUCGUCGUCUCAUCGCGGGAAACACGAUGGAGGUUCGGGGUCCGUGUUGUCGAUAGACGGGAGUUUCAGCACGGCCGUUUACGAGGGCGUGGAUUACAACGAUGAAGAUGAUAACAUCGACGACAUCGUCGACUCUCUGACGUCGGUGGAUAAAAUAGCCGACGGGGAGGUCGGGGAGGAGGAGGAGGAGGAGGGUCGCAGAGGAAGAUGGAGGAGGAGCGAUAAGGAUAACAGUCUCGAUUAUAAUGAUGAUGAUGAUGAAAUUAUUGCUAAUGAUGAAAGCUAUAAUGACGAUAAUGAUGAUGAUGAUUUUGAUGAUGAUCUUGUCAAUGUUGUUAUCAGGACUUUCGGAGAUGCUUUGCUGAGUCCACGGUAUGAUGAUGAUGUCGUUGAUGAUUUAGGGGACGGUUUGGAUGACGGUGGCGACAGCGACUGUGGUGAUGGUUUGGAGGAGAGCCAGAUAUUGGAGGACGUGUUUUUCGUCAAGGCCUGAACUUUUCAAAAUACGUUUGAGAGCAUGUCUGUGAUAUGUGAGGCCCCGUGGUGAAAUCAGGCGCUUGUCAAAGUUGUGAAAUCAAAGAGGCCGGCAUUUUUCUGAGCGUCUAGCAAUUUAAAAAAAAUUUUUUUUUUUAUCAGCACCUUUUAUUUCUUUGUAAAAACACAUU